Molecule: messenger RNA, 372 nt
Organism: Heterostelium album PN500
Lineage: Eukaryota; Evosea; Eumycetozoa; Acytosteliales; Acytosteliaceae
Product: cytochrome b5-like heme/steroid binding domain-containing protein
Exons: 2
Coding region: 1-372 (123 amino acids)
Cellular component (GO): intracellular membrane-bounded organelle; membrane
Molecular function (GO): heme binding
Source: RefSeq, a predicted model, not a curated record
AUGGAUGUUAAUUCAUUAUUGGUUAUUGUUGCUAUCUUAGCAGCUGCAUACUAUGUAAAGAACUACGUAUUUGCUCCAGCACCAGCACCUGUUAAGAAGGUUGUCAAACAAAAUUCCUACGAAGCAAAGAGAGCAAACCCAAAGUUCUAUACCGCUGAAGAAGUUUCAGUACACAACAAAGAGACUGAUCUAUGGUUAAUUAUCGACGGAAAGGUAUAUGAUGUUACACCAUACGUAGAUAAACAUAUGGGUGGAAUGGCAAUCAUGAACAACGCCGGUAAAGAUUCUUCAAAGGGAUUCCAUGGUGAUCAACAUCCAGUCAAAGUUCAACAGAUCUUGGAUGAAUUCUAUAUCGGUGAAUUAAAGCAAUAA